CCCACAGCCUUCUUAGAACACCUCCCCUUUUACCAUCACUGAGGACAAAGGGUGAGGAGCUGGGGUACGGUCACCAGCACGUGGUCUGCAAAAUCAAAUACUGCCUUUCCCUUCAGGUUCUGAAAGAGCGUCAGCUACUGGCCAGAUUCAUCCAGCUGAUAAGAUGCAGGUCAACAGUCUGUCUCAGGACAACAACUGGAAACACAGACAUAGCAACGGCAUCAAUCCAUGGGAUCAGGCAACCCCCUACCCAGAGUUCAGCCCAUCAGCUGCUCUAGACACCCCCUCUCCAGGGCACAGAAGACUCUGCCCACUUGCCCACCCUUCUUCAAAUAGCUCAGCCCUCAGUCCCACCCAGCAAGACACACCGGCUCUCCAAACCCAGCGGGAGAACAGCCAUCCCGGUACUGAGGAGUCAGAAGCCCCGGAGGAAAUAGCCCCGCGAGAUAUUAAAUACCGCCUGGAGCCCCUUCCCAAGGCUCCACCCCCGACGCAGCCCCCAGGCUACUUCAGCCAGUACUGCAAGCCUCUGUGGCUCCCCUUCAGCAAAACCUGUGGAGAAUGUUACAAGCCCUGGAGGAAAAAGCCAGAGACUUAUCCAGGGAAGAAGUCCUCCCAUUCAGGUGACUACCACAUGAGCACUACUCCUCAGAUUUCCUUCCAGAACCCACUUCUUGGCGAGUCGAUGUUCCCAGUUCAUGUUCAGGGCAGAAAAAUAGAGCCAAUAAUGCGUCCCAGCUACGUGGAGUAUAUCAGCCAACACCAGAGUAACUUCCAAGCCUCGGGGUGGAAUCAAGUGCUCAAAACCAACCCAAACAAAAGCAGCCAGGGGAUCAACAAAUAUAUCCAGGCGGUGCAGAAAGACACUGCCCCUGGCUGGCAGCCCACUAUGCAUCAGCGCCAGAGGCCAAGAUGGCUGAAGCAGGAGAUGACCCUCCUGGGUAGGAAGACCACUGCCAAGUUUGAUGGAGACACAGUAACCAGGAUGCCUUAUCUACCUCCUCCCAAAUCCUUGGUAAACAGAGUCAAGGGUAAGUGCCCCUCUAGCACACUCAGGGCCCUCAAAGCCAAGUUGCAAACUGAAACUGCAGGCAAGCAAUUCUCCCAAGCACACUAUGGAGACCCUCACCACAGAGGCCACGAGAAGCUGCCGGGCGUGGGUUUGCCGGCACCAACUGAAGAUCAAACUACCACCAGGACCUCCUACAUGCCCUUGUUUUCUGAAAGGUUGAACCUGUGUAAGCCCAAGGUCAACAGCAUCAAAUGGGAACCAAACACAAUUUCUCUACUGAACAAAGGAAAACAUUCAGGCCAGUCCAGCUGCCUGAAAACCAGCUCUAGAAGCAAUUAUGACAACAACAGGACUCAAAAUUCCCAAAUGUAAUAAUCAUGGGGGGGGGGGGGGAACCACCCAAAUAACCUAUGCAAAAACGCAUAGUUCAGAACACACGUCUCCUAACCAACUCAAACUGAAAACCGAGGUCCCAAGAAAACCACCUCAAAGCGUAAAUUCUGCUUCCCCACUGGGAUUUCCCAGACACACCCUAACCCUAAUCGGGCUCUUUGAAACUACCUGAGUCAAGGGUGAGUAGCCUGGUUAGGAAGGAACAAUGCACUAUGUGUCCUAGAAGGUCAGUGUGUUCCCGGAUACCGGAGGGAAAGGAGGUCAGGCUGUUUCCUUCUAACUAACGAAUGAAUAGCAAAGCGUUGAAACUUUUCUCAAGUCAGUACCAUCAAUUAAUUACAUUCUAUUUGAG
Lutra lutra (Eurasian river otter) is the source of this 1757-nucleotide messenger RNA. RefSeq lists its product as uncharacterized. Bases 164 to 1384 code for a protein of 406 amino acids. The transcript has 10 exons. NCBI's taxonomy places the organism in Eukaryota, Metazoa, Chordata, Mammalia, Carnivora, Mustelidae. The record is from RefSeq and is a predicted model, not a curated record.